Talaromyces stipitatus ATCC 10500 is the source of this 1260-nucleotide messenger RNA. RefSeq lists its product as uncharacterized. The record is from RefSeq and is a predicted model, not a curated record. Lineage: Eukaryota; Fungi; Ascomycota; Eurotiomycetes; Eurotiales; Trichocomaceae. Bases 1 to 1260 code for a protein of 419 amino acids. The transcript has 2 exons.
AUGUCUUUCCCUCAAGACCGCCGGCGUCGUGCGCCGAACGGAAUGGGCUUCAGUUCGACAGGUAGACGAACAUUUAUGGGAUAUUGGAUUCCGUUAGCAGUGACAGUUGGUAUUGCGACAAUCAGCGUAGCUGCUUGGGUUUGGAGCGAGAGACAAGAAAACAAGGACGACGAUGAAGGACGCGAUUAUCCGGAUAAUUUUGACGGUCCUCCCCCUCCACCAGGCUAUGAGGGUGGUGUUCCACCUGGUGCGGAUAUUGCGAGGUCAGCGGGAGCAGAUGCGCGACAGGAUGAUGGUAGUGUCAUUGCGCGUAUGCAAGGCGCAUUACGUCGAACACCUAGUCCACAGCAGAUCUUUGAUGGUGCGAGUAAAAGGGUUGCGGCCGGGAUGGCAGCUGCGGGCGCUAUGGUGGGAGGUGCUUUGAGCUCUAUCACGGAAGAACGUGGCGAUUUCGAAGAUCAUUCGCGUUGGUCUGAGGAGGCCGAUUUGCGCGCUAGAGGUGGAGCCGGUGUUACUUCUCGGGGUGCUCCCUUUGCUGCCGCAAAGGCGAAGAAGGCUGUGGCACUUGUCGUCUCAUCUGUUGCCAUAUCUGAGGAUCCAGAGGAUAUUACCUUGUCUGAACAUGCGUCUAUUCUUUCGCAUCUCCCGUCACACGUCGAUACAGAUGUCGCUCGCGUCUUCGUUCUCAUCUACGCUCCUAAUCUGAAACAUACUAUUGGUCUUCAAUCGUCGACUCGGCCUACACCAUCUGUGGACUCUUCAUUUUCCAACAUCGCACCCGAAGAAGCAGCCGAUGCUCCUGGUGCUUCUGGAAAUGAAUUCACGAACCUCGAACCUCGUUCCGCAUCUGAUGAGCUUGAAUCUGCUGGGCGCCUUUUCAAGACCCUGUACACACAGGCUCAGGCACUCGUGGACAAGGAGAGCAUGAUCAUGCCUUACAGCACGCUUAAUGGACACCUACAUAUCUUGCGCCAUUUAUCACCAGACAUUGUAUAUAUACAGGAAUCAUUGGCUGGUCCUGAAGGCGACAGCGUCAAAAAACUUGCCGACUGGGUUAGACACGUGGUGGUUGUUGUGGGCGACGAAGGCGGUCGGGGUGGCUUAAUAGAUAGUGAAGACGAGCACUCAGCGCUUGGAGGCGAGCGUCGUGAGAAGUGGUGGCAGAAAGAAGGUGUUACCGGUAUCGGAAAACACAUUGAUAUCGUUGACAGUCUCAAAGCUGGCGACGAUUGGAGACGACGAGUCUCGGGUCAUGACUAA